Molecule: messenger RNA, 1090 nt
Organism: Trifolium pratense (red clover)
Lineage: Eukaryota; Viridiplantae; Streptophyta; Magnoliopsida; Fabales; Fabaceae
Product: peroxidase E5-like
Exons: 4
Coding region: 1-1062 (353 amino acids)
Biological process (GO): response to oxidative stress; hydrogen peroxide catabolic process
Molecular function (GO): peroxidase activity; heme binding
Source: RefSeq, a predicted model, not a curated record
AUGAUCUCUCUUCGUGUUUUAGCAAUAGCUUUAUGCUAUGUGGUUGUGUUUGGAAUGUUACCUUCUUCCUCAGAUGCACAACUUACUCCAUCUUUUUACAGCAAAACUUGUCCUAAUGUUAGUUCCAUUGUUCAUGAAGUCGUGAGCAAUGUUUCUAAGACAGAUCCUCGAAUGCUUGCUAGUCUCGUUAGGCUUCACUUCCAUGACUGCUUUGUUCAAGGAUGUGAUGCCUCAAUUCUACUAAACACUACUGAAACCAUCAUAAGUGAACAAGAUGCUCUUCCAAACAUCAACUCAAUCAGAGGAUUAGAUGUUAUUAACCAGAUAAAAUUUGCUGUUGAAAUUUCUUGUCAAAACACAGUUUCCUGUUCGGAUAUUCUUACCCUAGCUGCUCAAUCCUCUUCUGUUCUGGCUCAAGGUCCUAGUUGGAUAGUUCCAUUAGGACGAAGAGACGGUUUAACUGCCAACAAAACCCUUGCCAAUCUUAAUCUUCCUGCUCCUUUCGACGUAUUGGAGAAACUGAAAUCAGCAUUUGCUAAACAAGGCCUCGAUACAACCGAUUUAGUAGCACUCUCUGGUGCUCACACAUUUGGAAGAGCUCGCUGCGGUUUAUUUGUUAGUCGGUUGUACAAUUUCAACGGCACUGGAAGUCCCGAUCCAACCCUUAACACCACAUAUUUACAAGAGUUGCGCAAGGUGUGUCCCAAUGGUGGACCUGGCACAACCCUUGCUAGUUUAGAUCCUAUUACUCAAGAUACAUUUGAUAAUAAGUACUAUUCAAAUCUUCAAAGUAAAAAUGGUUUGCUUCAAAGUGACCAAGAGCUUUUCUCUACAUCUGGUGCCGACACCAUUAGCAUCGUCAACAAAUUCAGUGCUGACCAAAAAGCUUUCUAUGAGAACUUUGCAGCUGCAAUGAUUAAAAUGGGCAAUAUUGGUGUCAUUACUGGGAACAAUGGAGAGAUUAGAAAACAUUGUAAUUUUGUUAACAAAGAAUUUGCAAAACUUGGUCUUAUCACUGUGGCUUCUGGAGAAUCAGAAGAGGGCAUGUCUAGCUCUUUUUAAUUAGAUUAGGGUUCUACACUUGAAAUGU